GGGAGUAGGAUGACGGCAUGUAGACCUCUUAAAAUAGGCAUUUGACGACGGUCGUGUUACCUCUAGUCCACAAGCCUUCUCUUCAUCACUAACUUUUUAUAAAGGUUUAGCACGUGAACUCUAUUAUGUAGGCUAUUUGAAAGUUUAAUAACGCAUGAAACGCGCAGGUGGACAUUGAAGCGUAUUCUUUCAAACACUUGAACGGUUUUGUAAGAAGUUUGCCGUUGACGGGAGUGUAACUUAUGGCAGCAGCAAAUCGCUUUAAACGAGUGAGAUCUCAACUGCCAUCAUGCUAUUACGAUGGCUUUCUGGAAAAGAAAUCAAUCAAAGACAAGAUGGGUCGUAAACUCUGGACCAGUUUAUGUGGCAAUUCACUCUUUUUCUACAAUAGCACCAAAGACAGUGUUUAUAUAGAGAAGCUGGAGCUCUCUGAUCUCGUCUCUGUAUCAGAUGACUGCUGUCGCGACCGAAACCUGGACGCUGCUAGAUUCACUCUGCACAUGAAAAAUGAAGACAUCAAAAUGAUUGCCCCCAGCCUUGAGGCUCGAGAACUGUGGAAAGGCUUCAUGCUCUCAGUUUCAAAGCUAUCUGUGCCAAGUUCUCUGAACCUGCUGCCUGGCCAGAUUCACAUGAUGAAGGAAAUAAUAGAGAAAGAGAAAAUAAGGCAGCGGCUUCUUUCAUCUCUGCCGUCACCCUCGUGUUCUGACAAUUAUGUUACUGUACCGUCAGACAUGCCUUCGUGUUAUCAUAAUGUCACUCGUGUCGAAGCGGAAUACUUACUGGAAAGGAACGCUAAUCGGGGAAGCCUACUGCUGCGGCCGGGUCAUGAUGGGGCGUCUUUUGCUCUCACUACACGCCAAGAUAUUAACGGACCAGUAUUCAGACAUUACCGUGUGUCUAGGAGGCACGAAGGAGGAUUCGCCAUUGCCCUUGAGACUCCCAUCACCUGUGAGACCCUGCAUGAUGUCGUUAACUGCCUGCUGGAGAAGACCAAUGGGGUGAUGGUGCCUCUUCUGAUGGAGGGACACUAUGAUAAAAAUAUAACAUUUGCUGAGACUGAUAAUGAGAAUGGCGAGAGAAGUCUGCAUUGUCCCAAAGUCCCUUUGCCUACUCCUCCAGUGCCACCCCCAAAACCAGCAUUUGCUGAGACUAAUAAUGAGAAUGGUGAGACAAUUGUGCAAUGUCCUAAAGUCCCUUCACCUACUCCUCCAGUGCCACCCCCAAAACCAGUCCCAAACAAUCAAAGAUCCAGUUCAGAGCCAAACACCUACAUCAAUGUCUCAAAUGCUGGAGAGUAUGAGGUGGAUCAGGCAGCAUGUUCUCCACCUCCUGUCCUGCCACGUCUUCCAGCAGGGCGAUAUUUGCCUCAUCAGAAUUCAAUGCCUCCAGAUCUAAACAGCAGUUCAGAUGUUGAAAGGAAACCUUUGGUACCUUCUGGCUACCCUAAAACAAGUUCCCGAAGCAACAGCUUGUCAGGCAUGCCUAAGAAUAUUCCCAAGUGUCAGCAACAACACGUUGACAUAAAUGAGCUCCAGCAGGUUCUUAAUAGGAGACGAAACCAGGAAUAAAUGUAAUUUCAAUAAGAUGGUGAUGAUAAUGGUUUAAUUGUGGAACGAGGAAUAAUUCCUUAGUAUUAAGCGCGUCUUAAAUCUACACCAGCAGAUAUAUGGAUAUAUCUGUAUCUGUGAUAUUUGCCCACUGCUGUCCAGUUGGAUCAACAAAUAGGCCCUUGAAUCAAAUGUUCUUUAUUGAUCCUUUCAGCAUUAUGAUGUAUUAGUUAUCGCAAUCAUUUAUUAGACUAACAUAUCGAUCAUCAUGUGUCGCGUUGUGUAGCUGCUGACUGUAAAUCACUACUGUUGUUUGUCUAGUUUAUCUUAUUGAUGUACUGUUGAUUUAUCACAGGUUAUUCAGAUGAAAAGUCACAUAUAAAUGUUUUGUUUUGAAUUCCUGUGUCAGAUAGCUGGUCUACGUCUCUUUUCUCUGUCUCUGAUCAUACAAAUAUCAGGCUUGCGAUAACAAUGGCAAAUGGUUGUUGAUAAUAAUGAUUGUGACUUUACUAUGUGGGGAAGUUGCAGGUCUUCUUUCUCCAGAUAGAGAGACAGAUCAAACAAAUGUUGUUUUUCUGUUCCUGUUAAAACACGUUUUAUACUAUAUAUUUUGAGACCAAUACAACGAUCAUGGAAA
Molecule: messenger RNA, 2184 nt
Organism: Sinocyclocheilus anshuiensis
Lineage: Eukaryota; Metazoa; Chordata; Actinopteri; Cypriniformes; Cyprinidae
Product: signal-transducing adaptor protein 1-like
Exons: 15
Coding region: 243-1568 (441 amino acids)
Molecular function (GO): signaling adaptor activity
Source: RefSeq, a predicted model, not a curated record